AUGCACAUUGUAAUGUGGGUGAAUCUGCAAACCAACCUGCAUCAUCUGCCAUCCACCCGACCCAUCUAAAAAAUAUAUAUGGGUGGGUGGUGGGUUAAAAAUUGUCAAUCCAUUUAAGUGCAAAUGGGUGCAUUUCACGGUGAAAAAUCAAAAUCCACUCCACCCACCAAUGCCCACCCUUCCAAAAAUCAUAUAAAUGGGAACCUUCCCCUGCCUCCUUUCCUUUCCAUUCCACCACCACCCUCGACUUUUUUUGAAUCAAACACUCUCCACUCUCGUCCUUUCCCAUUCGAGAACAGAGAAAAAAACGUUUCGAUGGCGAAAGUAGGGAAGCUAACGAAGCUGAAAUCCGCAAUCAAGAAGUGGCCGUCUUUCUCCGCCGCCAAGCAGACCUACCACCAUCAUCACGAGCAGCAGCAGCAGGAGGCGGAGGCGGCGGCAGAGUCUGAUGAGCCGCAGAAGAUUCUUCACUCUGUCUACGUCGGGAAGUCGCGGCGGCGGUACCUUUUGACGACGGAAGUGAUGUGCCAUCCUAUGUUCCAGGAGCUGAUGCAGAGGUCCGGCGGGUUGGACGCCGACGGCCAGAUCAUCGUCGGGAGCGAGGUGGUCCUGUUCGAGCAUUUGCUUUGGAUGAUCAACGACCAGAUCAAUGGCGGCGGGGACAGAGAUUCGUCGUCACAGGCCGGGUCAAUGGAGGAGCUGGUUGAUUUCUAUUGCUGCUAGCUGGGAUUGCUGAUAACAGAGGAAUAAAGGGGGGAAAAACAGAGCAUAUUUCUAUAUGUUUAAUUGUAAAUUGAGUAGUAGCUUAUCAAACGUUUUGGCGGAUUAUGGGUAGAGUUAUUUUGGAUUGAUGAGAGGGAAGAACCAACCUUUUCUCCUCUCUCUGUCUCUUUUGGAUUCUCAAUCUUCUGGGUCAUUUGGCUUUAGGGGCACGAAUGCUUCUCACUUUGUAUUAGUGUUUAAUUUGAAAUGUACUGAUCUUUUCUUAAUCUGCAUUUUCAGAUGUUAUCGUCCUUCAUCAAUAGCUUCAAUCAUGCUAUUUUUCAGAGAUUUUAAUCAACUAAGUUAUGUAUUAGUUACCAUUUAAAACUAAAUAAGUUAGUGACGUAGUCAGACUCUGAGUCGAUUGAGAUUCUUUGAAGUUUAAUAAUACUAAAGUUUAUGUAACUAAUGAGUUUUGAGUUGAGAGGUUCUUAGAUGAGUUAAAAAUACGAGGUUCUAAAUUUUAAAGAUCAUACGGAACCUUAUGUAUGUAAAUCACUGUCACCGGUUGAAGUUGGUUUUAAUGUAUUGGAUAGCGCUAGUUUAUGUUUCUCUUCCAUUAAUAGUAUUGAUCACUAUGCAUUUUAGUGGUAAGCAUUAUCAUUUACUUUUGCUUCUUAAGAAUCUAUGAUAAUUUCUUUCUUGUACAUGAAUUAUGUUCCCCAAAUCAUCAUCCACUUGUUGUACAUUGUCACUUAACUUCUACUUCUGCCAAAUCCAAAAAUAUAACUUGAUAUGAACUUUUAAAGAGUUGUUUUCUUAUAAGAGUAUAAUAACAUAUUGUUAUUGUCGUUCAAUUUUCCUCCAUCCAAAAUGUUCAAUCAAUAUCUUACAUUAUUACGAAAAUGAACCAAACACCAUAAACGACCAUCGUCUAUCUAAACAGUGUCAUGUGAUCAUCCACACCUUCAACACACAGAUCGCCUCAAGCUCUCAUUCAAAACCCAACUCCAUUAAAAUGAAAGUAUCAUCCUGUUACGAGUAUAGAAUUCGCAAUUAAAAUUAUCGAUUCUCAACGAACCAAAAGUUAAAAUGACCAUGUAAUACAAACCCCUAGCUGACCAAUUUCAGGUACCUAGCUACCUACCUACACCUUGAUUACAGGCACAAGGGUCCCUCCCUCUCUAUUUUUGGAGCUGGCAUGGCGGUCGAGGAGCUAUAAUAAUAUUUGAACGAACAAACCCCUUAUUGCUUGUUGCUCUGCUUUUCUUUUCUUUGCCAGUAAGUUUGUCCAUUACUCUCCUCCAAGAUAUCCUUUUCAAUUCAUCACUGCUACCAUAUUUUGGCACAGCUUGUGAUGGUAUCUGUAAGCAAGAAAGAAACAAUAUGUACUUAUGUAACAAUAUUCAACUUGCUUUCUUUAUUGAUUCAUUUUCUCCCUUCUGGUCCCAGACGCCAUAACCCGACAUUUAAAUCAAAACCCACUGUUCCUUUGUCAUGUUGGAAUGGACAAACUCAACUUAUUCACAAUCUCCAUCCAUGCGCGCCAGUCGCCAUCUCAUCUCUUCUCUUCCACAACAACAGCUGUCAUGCCUAGCUACACAGUGGUCGUGUCAUAGUAGUCGUGCGUAGGCGGGGUCCGUUCUUGUCUAAAUUACAUGUAAUCUUAGUCAAACCGCUAAGGAUUUUUCUUUUAUUACAUCAUAUUUUAACUAUAAUAAUAAAGUUGUAAAUUAACG
This is a messenger RNA of Linum trigynum, 2441 nucleotides long. The record is from the annotation of a GenBank genome assembly. Lineage: Eukaryota; Viridiplantae; Streptophyta; Magnoliopsida; Malpighiales; Linaceae.